AUGCCUCCAUCCACAGAGAAUUCUCGUCGGAAUUCUGAAGAAGAUGAGGGAUGUAGCGACGGGUUUAAACUGGACUCGGCCAAAUUGCACAAGAUGCCAGAAGAGGUUUUUGAUAUAGUUGGAAAACUUGGCGAAGGAUCAUAUGGUAGUGUUCAUAAAGCAAUUCAUAAAGAUUCGGGACAUGUAUUGGCUAUCAAAAAAGUGCCGGUUGAUACGGAUUUACAUGUGAGUAUUGAACAACUGUUUCUUUUAUUAUCAAUUUUUUGUAUUUCAGGAGAUAAUCAAAGAGAUAAGCAUUAUGCAACAAUGCAAGAGUAAAUACGUUGUAAAAUAUUAUGGUUCAUACUUCAAAAAUUCCGAUCUAUGGGUAAGUUUUUUUUUGAAAAUUAAGAUGAAUUUAUGGAAUUAUCUUUGAAAUGAAAAAAUGCUGCUGGUGAGAAUUAGAAACAUGAAUUAAUAAAACAAUCAUGUUUUGAAUCAAAACCAUCUUAAAAAAUGUGAAGUUCAUUUAAAUAAAAAUUUAAAAACUCUCUAUAAUGUAUUUCAAUUUGAAGUUUAGUUGGAUGAAGCUGAAAUGGUUUCUAUGACAUUAAAUUCUAGAAUUUACAAAGAUUUUUGUUUUUUUUUUUUUGAAAUUACACAUGUUGAGCUUCAAAAAAUCUAAAAUUCAAGCUCAUCUUGAACAUUUAAAAAAUAUCUAGUCUCAUUUUAAUUUUAACAGUCACUCUCAUCUCUCCCAAUGAUUCAUAUAUCUUCCAUUCAAGGCCAAAUUUUCAGAUCGUGAUGGAAUAUUGUGGUGCUGGUAGCGUUUCUGAUAUAAUGCGCGCCCGACGAAAACCGCUCAACGAAGGAGAAAUCAGUGCAGUUCUCCGUGACACAAUCAAAGGUUUGCAAUAUUUGCAUGAUUUGAAAAAGAUUCAUCGUGAUAUCAAGGUAAGUUCAAUGAUUUUUCAGAGAAGAAAUCAAUCUAUAAUUUUUAGGCUGGAAACAUUCUACUUAAUACUGAUGGAAUAGCUAAAUUAGCUGAUUUUGGAGUUGCUGGCCAACUAACUGAUACAAUGGCAAAAAGAAAUACUGUGAUUGGAACACCAUUUUGGAUGGCGCCGGAAGUUAUUGAAGAAAUUGGAUAUGAUACUAAAGCUGAUAUUUGGUCAUUGGGAAUAACUGCAAUUGAAAUGGCUGAAGGAAGACCGCCAUAUUCAGAUAUUCAUCCAAUGAGAGCUAUUUUUAUGAUUCCAACAAAACCACCUCCAACAUUCAAGAAACCAGAAGAAUGGAGUGCUGAAUUUGUAGAUUUUAUCAAAUGUUGUUUGGUGAAGAAACCAGAUGAAAGAAAAUCAGCGCAAAAACUAACUGAACACCCCUUCAUAUUAGCUGCACCUGGAUGUGAUGUUCUUCAAAUAAUGAUCAAAGAUGCAAGCGAAAAAGCAGCUGCAUUACAAAAUCAGCUGAAUUCGAUAAAUGCUAAUGAUGCAACUAUGAUUAAUGAGGGAAUGUCAACGAUGGUUGGCGGAGAUGCAACAUUAAUUCAACAUGGUGAAAAUUAUAUAACUGCGCAAAGUUUGAGAAGUCAGAUGGAGAGUUUGAAGAUUGGAGGAGAGAUUCCGAAAUCGGCUUUGCAAAGACAACAAGCUCCACCACCACCUAUUGAAAAUUCUAUGAAUGAUAAAACUGGACCAAGUUUCUCAAUUGGAUCUGAUGACACAAGUUAUAAAGAUGCUCAAAGCUAUCAACCAUGUUAGUUGGAUUUGUUUUGGGAUAAAAUAAAAAUUUUCUUUUUUUUUACAGUGAACACUGAAGCUGAAUAUGAAAACCGAUUCCAAAAAGCAAUAGUCGAUGGAGAUUUUGAAUUUGUAAGUUUCAAAAACAAAAACCUCUUCCAUUUUUUUCUUUUUCAGUUGAGAAACAUUACACUAGAAGAACUAUUACGACGAAAAGAAAGUUUGGAUACAGAAAUGGAAGAUGAAAUUCGAGAGCUUCAAAGAAGGUAAGUAACAAAAAAUCGAGAUAAAUGUUUCUUAAUUGAUUAAAAAAUAUAUAUGAAAUGUUUGCUUUGAAUCUUGAGAAAUAAACGUAGAGAGUUGUAUUGUUACAACACGAAAUCAGGUUUUGUACAAAUUUAAUGAAAAAAAAGAAACAAUAAUUGUUCAAUCGGUCAAAACUCGUGAUUUUUUUUGAGAUGAGAACAAAGAUUUGUUUGGUCAUAUAUUGAGAUUUCGGAAGUUUGAACUUUCGAGAAUUUGUUUAAAAUCCCAGAUUUUUUUGAAGAUAAAUAUAAACAAAUUUGGAUGAACAUCUGGUUUUUUGAGCUUUUAAACAGAACGUUCAUUGUAAUUUGACUACAGUUUCCAGUAAAUCAUGAAAAUCAUCAACGUUUUAAUGAAAACUAUACAAAUGAAAAUGGCAUCGAGAUUCUGAGAAUAUAUACUUUAAAAAUUCAUUUUGAAACCUAGCAAACAUUGUGAACAAAUUCAAUAAUAAAAUCCUUUUUUUUCUCAAUUUUCAAGGAGUUACUAGAAUUAUUCGAUAAUUCUGCUGAUUCUGAAUUGAAUUCCAGAUUACUAUUUAAAACCCCGGUUGUUCAAAAUAGAAACCUGUAGGGCAAUUUAAAAUGGGAAAACUGUUGAAAAAAACUCUAGGUAUAUUUUAAAUCAAAAUAAAUGUUUUUUUUUCAGAUACAAAACAAAACGCCAACCAAUCCUCGAUGUUAUCGAAAGCAAAAAACAAAAAGAAUAA
This is a messenger RNA of Caenorhabditis angaria, 2736 nucleotides long. The record is from the annotation of a GenBank genome assembly. Lineage: Eukaryota; Metazoa; Nematoda; Chromadorea; Rhabditida; Rhabditidae.